This is a messenger RNA of Sander lucioperca (pikeperch), 3330 nucleotides long. RefSeq names its product RNA-binding motif, single-stranded-interacting protein 3-like. Gene Ontology annotation, molecular function: mRNA 3'-UTR binding; poly(A) binding; poly(U) RNA binding. The record is from RefSeq and is a predicted model, not a curated record. Gene Ontology annotation, cellular component: cytosol; ribonucleoprotein complex; nucleus. Lineage: Eukaryota; Metazoa; Chordata; Actinopteri; Perciformes; Percidae. The coding region runs from base 1275 to 2639 and encodes 454 amino acids. The transcript is spliced from 15 exons.
GAGGGAGGGAGGAGCGUAGCUGCGCUGAAGCCGAGCCCCUCUAUGCCUCAGCACGCAGAGUGGAGCAGACGGCAACAGCCACACAAACACACUCCACACACCACCACCACCGCUGCCGCCACCACCACACAAACACACACACACACACACACACACACACACAUAGUGACGGCUGCCAGGCGCAGUGGGAAGCAAGCCGUCAGGGAGAGCUUGAGAAGAAAGAGGGGGAUCACAGAGGGGAAGAGAAGAAAAGAGUUGGAGGAGGAACCUUGUGGAUCAGAAGGGAUUUUCCUCUGUGUGAGUGCGCGUCUAGAUAGGACUAUCUGCUUCUUCCUGAGCGAGAGGAGUUUUUACUGAGGCUUUUUCUUUUUGCUCAUCCUCCACGCCGGGCUUCAGCGAUAUCUACCUAUCUAUCCCCGGAGCUUAACAAAAGAGGGAGGGAGUGAGAGAGAGUGAGAAGAAAGGCACUCACAGCUUCAGCUCCAGACCACCCUCUCUCCUCCUCAUCGUUCUCGUCCUCUCUUUCUAGCUCCACAUCCAUGUGUGAGUUAAUCGCUGAUUUUACUGUCUAUUGAGGAUAGAAGCAGAGGACAGCGUGUGUUCCCCAGGAUACAGCCGAGCUCCCGGUGGGAUCAGGGUCUCGUCUGGUGUGAGAGAGAGAGAGGGAGCAAGAACGAGACAGGGAAACGGAUACACAAGAAGAGAGAAAGAGAGAGACAAGAGUAAGAGACGCUGGAACGCAAAUUGAGGGGCAUGUUCAGGGCAGCAGAGAGAGUCUGAUUUUUAGAGCCGAGUGCAAGGAACCAGCAACCGGAUUCCAUCCAUCCCUCCCUCCUCAUCCUCUUCUUCUUCCCUCUCCCUUUACCCUCUCUCUGUCCUGCUCUUCAAUUCCCCCUAUUGUUUCCUGUGUUGCCUCCUACUAUCCUACCCUCCUAUCUUCCUUUCCUCACCUCCUUCUCCUCUAACCCCUUUUUUGCUGCCACUCCGGAUUCUCUCUGUCUCUCUUUCCAGACCUGUCUCUCUUUGUGAGGUUCCCCGUGAGCUCCCAGACAAGUAGACAGACUGAAAUCCCAAGUACUAUCUGUUCCUCCUAUCCCUCCAUUGCUCUGUGCGUUUAUCACACACAGCUCAGUAAGAGGAGAAGGUUCUCUCUCUGCAUCCUCACUCUUGGACACAGUCAUCUGAAGGAUCCUGGCCAGCCCCUCGGAGUGAUCGGACCCCACCUGCAAGCUUCUAUCUCCAGCCUCCAGGACCUUCAAUUGGAUUCCAGCUACAUGGGAAAACGUUUGGAGCAGCAGCCAAUGUACCCCCACUACACCUACUACUACCCCCACUAUCUCCAGACCAAGCAGUCCUAUGCUCCUCCCCCUCCACCCAUGGCUCCGCCCAGCCCUGGCACCACAGGAGGAGGAGGUGGUGGUGGAGGAGGAGGUCAUGGAGGAGGGCUAGUGGAGCAGCUUAGUAAGACCAACCUGUACAUCAGAGGCCUGCCGCCUGCCACCACCGACCAGGACCUCAUCAAACUCUGCCAGCCAUAUGGGAAGAUUGUGUCAACAAAGGCCAUCCUGGACAAGAACACCAACCAAUGCAAAGGCUAUGGCUUUGUGGACUUUGACAGCCCUGCUGCAGCCCAGAAGGCUGUGGCCUCACUCAAAGCCAGCGGAGUACAGGCACAGAUGGCGAAGCAACAAGAGCAGGACCCCACCAACCUUUACAUCUCGAACCUGCCACUGUCCAUGGAUGAGCAGGAGCUGGAGAACAUGCUGAAGCCUUUUGGUCAUGUCAUUUCCACGCGGAUACUGAGGGACGCCAAUGGCCUGAGCAGAGGAGUCGGCUUUGCUAGGAUGGAGUCAACAGAGAAGUGCGAUGUGGUGAUUCAGAAUUUCAACGGGAAAUUCUUGAAAACUCCUCCAGGCAUGACAGCCCCUGCAGAGCCGUUGCUGUGCAAGUUUGCUGACGGAGGCCAGAAGAAGAGGCAGACCCAGGUCAAGUAUCCCCAGAAUGGCCGACCGUGGACACGGGACGGAGAGAGUGGUAUGGCGUUGACAUAUGAUCCCACAGCGAUGCAGAAUGGGUUCUACUCUUCUCCAUACAGCAUCUCCACCAAUCGGAUGAUUGCACAGACGUCAAUCACACCCUUCAUCGCUGCCUCUCCCGUCUCCACAUAUCAGGUUCAGAGUACGUCUUGGAUGCCACAUCAACAGUAUGUUAUGCAACCUACAGGUGCUGUGAUCACCCCAGCAACGGCUCUAGAGCCCAGUUUGUCUCUUCACCCCUCCAGUGUAAUGGCUCCUCUCACCCAGCAGAUGAACCACCUGUCUCUGGGCACCACAGGCACCAAACCACAAAGCCACACACAUGGAAAUUGCCUUUUUCUGUUUGCUGAAAUGUGCGAUGACCCUGGGACCAAGCCAAACUAUUAUUACAUGCCUGCUGCAACAGCUGGUCCUAUGCAAGGAACCUACAUUCCCCAGUACACUGCAGUGCCUGCCUCUGCCAUCACAGUGGAAGGCAUGGUGACAGACCCAUCUUCACAGACAGCCGCCCCCUCCUCCCAGGACGCCAGCGGGCAGCAGCCUUUAACAGUGGAGAAUACAGGAGAUCAUGCCACAGCAUACUCUUACCAGCAGUCAAAAUAACAAGAUUGGUAGGAAUCAUUGCUGCAUUGCCUUUAGAAGGACUGCACCGAGGCGCUGGAGACACAAAGAGAAUCGAAGUGAAACGGGGACAAAAAAAAAAGAGGUGACGGGCAACACUGAGGGGAGAAUGCUUCCACUGUGCACAGGCACCAAAUAAAAGACAAAAUGAAGAAAAAAAAAUCAAUUAUAUUUCUUACCUGGUUGAACGAAGAAAAAGACUGGUUUACUGAACUUGAGGACAAUGAAAUCAAACGCAGUCUGCAGCUUUGAGUUUAUCAUUUCUCACUGUGAGACUUGACUUUGCCUCCGAAGGAAAAAGAGAAGACAGACUGAAAUCUAAACUCAACCAACAAGCUGUACAGAAAAAAAAGAACAUUUGAAUGUGCAGGUAGAUUUUCAGACAUUUUUUAUUAAAAAAAAGGAAGGAAGCAAAGUCUAGAAAAAAAAAAACAGGUUGUCUUCCUUUGAUAUUAAGCUACAUUAUUUUCAUUCUUUUUAUUAUUUGAGUAGUUUUCUAGAAUAUCAAUGUUUUCGUAAAUCUUUAUUGCCUUAAUUUUCUCAAACUUUGGGAAAAAAAAUGUUUCCAUAGUGUUGAAUUAUUAAAAAAAAAGAGUGGUUGAAUGAUUUGAGAGCUUCUUGGAAAGUUCCGCAAGCCACCAAGAUGAAAUCUACAAAGUUAUUUGUACAGGAU